AUAUUGACCUGCGGCGUGGCCGAAACGGCUUCCACAGCUACGAUUGCGACUGUUGUCAGUGUGUUCCCAGAUAACUGUAAUGGGUGAAGAACUCGACAAUAGCUCUAUAUACAAAAAAAUCGUAUGCGGCCCAAGGCUGAUAGAUAUGAUUGGCGUUCCAUAUAUAGAUUGAAGGCCGAUUUUGAAUGACAGAUUAAGUCCUCGCGCACAUCUCAGUCUUGCGUUUGCAGGUGACAUUGUUCACGAAGACUGCACACACAUAGUGCAGUAGCUGAGGUCGUGGCAACUUUGGUUGCGUCCAAGUUCUGCGAUUUGGUCUUUGCCUAUAACAAGGGAGGACGAUUUGGUCUUUGCCUAUAACAAGGGAGGUCGAAUCAACUACCAGACCAUGGGACUAUUAUCGUUUUUGACGUGGCCAAUUCGGCUUGUCUUGCACUCCCGGCCCGGACAACUGGCUGUGUUUUUGCUGGAGAAGACGGCGCAGGUUGCCGCCGAUGGAAUCGAAGCCGUGGUGGGCCGGGGGACUGUAGGAACGUCACUGGUCGACCCGGCCAAGAGCGGUACAAAGGAGGGCCAGGGAAAGUUGGCGGUGAAAUCAGAUAAGUCAGAAAAGACGACUAUUAAGAUCGCUGCACCAAGAAAUGAAGGAUAUCUGAUUAGAGCAGCUCAAAUAUCUGCAACAAUUCUCCGCUGGCUUCAAAACUGGCUGCGUUCCUUGCAGGGCAAGGCGCCCACUACCGGCACAAUCGAACCUCUCGAGAUGGUUGACGGAGGGGGCGUGGUUGCUACGAAACGGUCCGAUAAAGUGGGCCUGGUGACCUGCGCCCUCUAUGUUCUGAAUCCCCUGAAUGACAUAGUGCUUGCGGUGAGGCUGCUGGAGUAUACCAGGGGGAUAAUAUUCGUCUCUCGAAACAAAUCCAGUGACUGCAGCCCGGUCGCAGAGAGGUCACCUCUCUCGCCAAGCAAGAACACUGAGUUUGAGGCCAAGGAUGCUGACAGCACCAUCAAGCCCCCUACCCGUACUCAGGCCAUCACGAAGCCUGAUGCGCCCCAGCGGGCCAGCCCCAAGUCCCCUGUUAAAACCACCAAAGUCACCCCUGCCGGAGUCCCCAGGAAGAUCCCUGCCGCGGUUCCCAGGACGACCCCUGCUACAAGUACCACCGUGCGUUCGCCAACGACCCCUGCUUUUUCCCCAGUCAAGAUUGCCCCGUACCGCACCAGCGUGUCGAUGAGACAACCUCCGUCGAAGGCUGCUGCGGGGCCCGCUGCUCAGAGCACCGCGUCGACCGCUCCUCGGGAGGCCUCAACCAAAAUCUCUGAACACACCGACGAUUCUUACAAAUUGGAAACCAAGACAAAAACAUCGAGUAAGGAGAGGAUCAGCAAGACCAAGCAGGAAGAACGGUCGAAGGACGCGGUCCCUGCUCACCGCACCAUCAAGUCUCCUGGUGGACCUCCACCGGUCAGCACCGCCAAGCCCUCUGCCCUGAUCACCCAGAUACCUCCCGACCAGGAUGUCUCAAAGCCCUCUGCUGAAAAGUCGAGUACUGUCGUGCUUUCAGCCACCGUCUCUGCAAGUCCUAAAGCAAACACACGUGUAGUUUCAGUUCAAAGUGUUUCUAAGCCUUUAUCUGAGGCGGCGGCGGCUGAUGACAAUACCAAUGACGUCCAGGUCCCUGCCAAGAUCUCAGCCGACGAACCAGACAAAGUGGACAUCAAAACUAAACCACAAAGUAACGAGGGGAUCAUCAUCGACUCAGAGUGCAGAAAGGGACAAACAAAGAGCAAGAAAUUGGGGCAGAGUGGGGAAGAAGAAUCGGCCAAGGAAGCGUUCAUUUCUCGCCGUACCAUCCAGCCACCACCCAGCGGAACCGUUGUGAAGCCUCCCAUACGCAGUACCGACGGUGCUGGUUCUGGUCCUGUCGCAGACAGCACUGCCGAUCCUCCUGCUCAGACGUCCCGAAUGGCCCACUCCUAUUCGCUCGUCUACAAGACCACAGGUCUCCCUUCUAAGAUCCACUUAGACCAGAGCACCAGCAAGCCUGAAGCUGAGACUGCGAGACCCGGAACUAGUACCAACAAGUCGCCUCCCUGGGCAACCGGGAAGCCUCAGGGUGGCCCAGGCCUGCUCGCAAACAUGCUCUCCCGGCAAGCUCGCGAUCUGGGAAGUGCUGAAUAUCCGCUGGAUAGCACUAUCCAGUCCACUGCUGGGAAGGCCGGACUGUCAUUCGACCAAGGCAGCUCCGCCGUGCCUAAGACGAAGAUCACCGCCAACACGAAGUCAGAGACCGCCUCGGUUAAGAGCACUACUGGGUCCGUAUCUGAAAGCACCGCGGGUAUCUCUUCAGACGGCGAUGCCAAGGUCCAGGCUGGGACCACGGAUGACCCUGGAAAAAGUGGAAAACAAAGUAAGCUGAAACCCUGGAAAAAAUGGAAACCUUCCAAAAAAUAAAAUGGAGGGAACACAAAUCGGUCCACGUACGCGCGUCAGUGAUAACCGUUCCCUCUCUUUCUAGUUUUAGAUAAUGCAGGGCAAGUCAAAAAAGCGGAACCCAAACCCCCAAAAUUAUAGUUCAUAUUUAAAAAAAAUACGUAGCACCAAAAAUAAUAA
Molecule: messenger RNA, 2611 nt
Organism: Patiria miniata (bat star)
Lineage: Eukaryota; Metazoa; Echinodermata; Asteroidea; Valvatida; Asterinidae
Product: mucin-5AC-like
Exons: 7
Coding region: 389-2452 (687 amino acids)
Source: RefSeq, a predicted model, not a curated record